ACCAGCUAGUAAAGGGUUGGAGGAGGAGAAAUUCCACCUUCCACUUUGCAAAGCUUGUAUUUAAAGGAAGGUAAGGUUUCUGUUCUGUUGCAUAAGAGAACUGGCAGAGGGAGAAAGCAUAUGUGCAGAAUUCUUUCUUUAGCACACCACCAGGAAUACUUUCUUUAGUAACCUACCAGAUGGCAAAUAUGAUUGCUGCUUUUAUGUUCAUUAUCUUCAUGAACUCCUUCUUGGACACAUUUGGUGAAAGUACCAAACCUGCAUUCUGCAGAGAGACAAGGGAAUGCUUCACCUUUCAAACCCUAUGCCAAACAAAGGAUUAUGACGUCCGCAGUUAUAAAGCAUCUGUUUGGGCUGGAACUGAGAUGAAAGGCAGGUUAGCAGCCACAGUAACAGCAUUUUGGCGCCUCUUCCGCUACAUACAGGGCAAAAAUGAAGGCGGUGUCAAGAUUAACAUGACAGCUCCUGUUAUAACUAAGGUUUCUGAAGAUGCCAGCAGACAGAAGAAGUCUAAAAUGUACUUCCUACUUCCAGCUGCAUACCAGGAUACACCACCAGUGCCCACCGACAGUGACGUUUUCAUAGAGAAUUUUCCACCACUGACAGUUUUUGUCAAUUCGUUUGGAGGAUGGAUGACAUCGAGUAAGGAGAAAAAGCAGCUAAAAGCACUUGCAGAUUCACUAAACAAUGACCAGCAAAAAUACUUUGCCAGUGUGACCUACUCAGCGGGGUAUAACAGUCCUAUGGAGCUCACUAACCGUCAUAAUGAAGUUUGGUAUGAAGCUGACGGACAACCCAAGUGUAAUGGGAACAAUCGUAAAUGAAGGAAGGCAGCACAUACCAAGUUUGGAAUGGCCACUUCUCCCUGGCCAAUCAUGUCUGUAUCCAGCAACUGUAAUGAGAUUGUUGUUCCUAUUUAGUAUUUAAUCAGUAAAACUGAACUUCACAUCUGCAAAGUCCGCCAUCUUAGUCUCACAUAAGAUUACUGCUCUCAUAUAUAAAUCAAAGUAAGGUUUGAAAAGUAUGUACACCUCUCCUUCUCCUCAUUCAUCUCUCCCUUGUUUUCUUUCUAUUUCUGUUUUCCCAUCUUGUUUUUGUCUCUUUCACUCUUUCACACUCCUUUGCUCACUUACUCUCCAGUUCUUCCCUAGCUUCUCAACUUAACUGCUUCACUUCCUACAAUUUCUUACUCACUGGAAUCAUCCCAGUACCUGAGAUUAAUCUGCCUGUCUCUCUCACCCAUCAUCUGUUGCACACAUUCCUCUGUCUCUCUCUCUCUCUCUCUCUCAUACUGCAUGUUAACUUGGUUCAUUUCUUUCUUAUAAGUUAGCAUUGUGUUUAUACUGCAAAGUUGGUAUUGUAUUCUGUUGUAUUGUACUAAUUUGCAUUAAAUUUAAUUGAAAAAUAAA
Molecule: messenger RNA, 1409 nt
Organism: Protopterus annectens (West African lungfish)
Lineage: Eukaryota; Metazoa; Chordata; Ceratodontiformes; Protopteridae
Product: heme-binding protein 2-like
Exons: 7
Coding region: 180-824 (214 amino acids)
Cellular component (GO): cytoplasm
Source: RefSeq, a predicted model, not a curated record